Messenger RNA from Paramormyrops kingsleyae, 1348 nucleotides. The record is from RefSeq and is a predicted model, not a curated record. NCBI's taxonomy places the organism in Eukaryota, Metazoa, Chordata, Actinopteri, Osteoglossiformes, Mormyridae.
GCACAGAGCGAUCUACUGCCGUAAUUUACCAUAACAAACUAAAAUACGGCAAGGUCUUCAUGUGAGUGCGCAGCGUGGUGGUUCACUAGUGGGUGAACUUCUUAUAAUAGUUUUGUUUAUCGCUGGCUUUUUCUUAAGUAGUUUAUAUGGAGGAAUCAGAACUUAAACCUGUCUAUUUAGAUGGCGAAGACAGUACAAAAGAAAUGAGAGGAACGAAACGGAAAAUAUCUUUGGCAAGCUGCGAAGCGUGUGGAGCAGAAGAAGCUAAAUACAGAUGCCCAGCGUGUCUGAAACACUCUUGCAGCUUGCCCUGCGUAAAGAAGCACAAAUCAGAUUCGGGGUGCACUGGAGUGCGGGACAAGACUGCAUUUGUGCCCCUGUCCUGCUUUGAUGAGAUGACCCUCCUCAGUGAUUACAGGUUUCUGGAGGACUCUGGGAGACUGGCCGACAGCAUUACCAGGGACCGCCAUCGCCUGCCUCAACAAAAAAACCAAAAAGCCCGCAUACUGAGACUGGGAGCUCACAGACUCAACCUGCAGCUGAGGCUGCUACCCAACGGCUUUACGAAAAGUCGGGAGAACACCACAUUCUUCAACAAAAGGGAGUGCCGAUUUUACUGGCACGUGAAGCUCCUUUUUCCAGAAAGCAGCACGGAAUACAGGGAGAGAAGGGUGCCAGACAACAGAACACUUAAGGAGAUCCUCACUCCAUACAUCCACCCUACGGAGUCCGAGCCAGUGAAGCGACAGAAGUUGAAAGUCUACGUGCGUGACUCCUUUGACGGUGUAAGGGUUUUUAUGAAAGUGGAAAACAGGAAGUGUAACUCCAUGAGGUAGGCAUACGUCUCCCGUCCGUGGCCCUGAGGACGCGGCCCCCCAGGGGCUGUUUUCUGCGUUGGCCAGCGGGGCUCAUGUUUAGCUGCACCCACAGCGAGCGUUUUGUCCUCGCUAAAUGAACCGUGUGUUUGGGAACAUGACUCAUUUGUGUUCAACAUAAACUGCUCUCCAAAGUGCCCUUGUAUGCUAAAUGGGGAGUCGUAUUAUGGUCUGUACAGUGGCGGGUGAGCCUCCUAACCUAAUUACGCAAACAAAUGUCUUACAAAGUGCUUGUAUCUAAUGUGCUCUGCUGAAGCGUUUGUGAACACUGAUCUAACAUUGUUUAGAGAAUGUCUUGUGCAAUGUUUUGUGUGCAUGUCAUGAUGGCAUGAUAUGUAAAACAUCAGUUUCAUGAAGGUCACCAUGUAAUAUAAGCAGUUAAUUGGCAUGUCGCAAAUAAUGCUUAUUACAGCUGGGUCUGAACUUUUCGCCAUUUUGGUCUGUGUUUCACUUGAAGGUAAGAACAGUAGAGG